GUUCGACCCUGCAAAAACACAGUCCGAAGCAGCGCCACCGUCAAACGGAGAAGAAAAUGAAGAAUAUUCCGGUGAUUCUUAUGGGUUGCGGAGGGGUGGGAAGGCAACUACUCCAGCACAUCGUCUCUUGUCGAACUCUUCACGCAAACAAGGGAGUUCGUUUGCGAGUUGUGGGUGUAUGCGAUAGUAAAUCAUGUCUUGUUGCACGAGAUGCGUUAUCUAUGGAACUCAAUGAUACCUUUUUGACGGACAUUUGCCGGAUCAAGUCAGAUGGCUUGCCCUUGCAAACGUGUAUCGACCCUGGUAACUACGAAGCUUUUCCAUAUCCUGAAUCCAUGAGAAAACUCACCGACAUUGCUACUCGUCUAGCUUUUGCACUUAUUGAUUGCUCUGCGAGUUCAGAGACCAUCGAAGUGAUUAACCAGGCAAUAAGCUUGGGGUGCUGUGCGGUGCUAGCCAAUAAGAAGCCUCUUACUUGUUCAAUGGAGGAAUUUGAUAAGCUGUUCAUACAACCACGCCGCAUUAGGCAUGAAUCAACUGUCGGUGCCGGCCUCCCUGUUAUAGCAUCAUUAAAUCGUAUUCUUUCAUCUGGAGACACCAUCUAUCGAAUAAUUGGGAGCUUGAGUGGUACUUUGGGAUAUGUAAUGAGCGAGGUAGAAGAUGGAAAACCAUUCAGUGAAGUUGUUAAAGCUGCUAAAGGCCUUGGCUAUACUGAACCAGAUCCUCGUGAUGAUCUCAGCGGGAUGGAUGUUGCAAGAAAGGGUCUGAUCCUUGCACGACUUCUUGGUCACCGUAUGGACAUGAGUAGCAUCAAGAUUGAAAGUUUGUACCCUGAUAAAAUGGGCCCGAAUGCAAUGCCUCUGGAAGACUUCUUAGUAAAUGGUCUGCCAUCGCUGGAUGACGAUAUUAAAGAGAGAAUCAAGAAAGCUUCUUCAAAUGGGAACGUUCUGCGCUAUGUUUGUGUCAUUGAGAACUCGAGGUGCAACGUUGGAAUUCAAGAACUCCCUAAAGAAUCGGCUUUGGGCAGAUUGAGAGGAAGCGACAAUGUGGUGGAGAUAUACAGUCGAUGUUACAAAGAACAACCGUUGGUGAUACAAGGCGCUGGAGCAGGCAACGACACUACGGCAGCCGGUGUUCUUGCUGAUAUUCUUGAUCUUCAGGAUCUAUUUCCUUAGAAACUUUUUCCUCGUGAAAUUAUUUCCGUUGAAGAUACUUUUGCAAUGCACUCGACUUAUUUGUAACUUGUAAUAGGUCUCGUUGCAAGUGACCAACGAGACAGUGUAAACCUUGAGGGCCAACUCAACUGACAAAUAAAGUCUAAGGCAUAUGGCUCCCGGCAUAGAUCGUUAGUUAGUUUGCUCAGGGUCUUUGGUAUUUUUCUUCCUGUUAUCUCUAGAACCCAUUGGGAUUAAUUGAGGUGUGUGCAAACGUGUAUUCACAAUUACCAAAAAAAAGAUGGGGUUAUGGGUUA
This is a messenger RNA of Cynara cardunculus var. scolymus (artichoke), 1471 nucleotides long. RefSeq names its product bifunctional aspartokinase/homoserine dehydrogenase 1. Gene Ontology annotation, molecular function: homoserine dehydrogenase activity; aspartate kinase activity. NCBI's taxonomy places the organism in Eukaryota, Viridiplantae, Streptophyta, Magnoliopsida, Asterales, Asteraceae. The record is from RefSeq and is a predicted model, not a curated record. Gene Ontology annotation, biological process: aspartate family amino acid biosynthetic process. The transcript is spliced from 12 exons. Bases 57 to 1175 code for a protein of 372 amino acids.